UUCCCAAAUCAAACACAACAAUGUGUAACAAGAACAUUACAUGUAGAAGAAGAAGAAAAUCGAAGUCCAGUAGUUUUUCUCUGAAACCAUCUCGUAAAACCAGAACAAAAACAAGAAAACCAAAGUACCUUAGCCUUCUUCACCUUGAAGAAAGCCUACCUCAAAUGUCCCUGAUCAACAACAGCAGCAACAGCCAAAUCAAAGAACAAGAACAGCUUAACUUGUUUCCGCUUCACCCUGGAAACUCAGAUGAAGACAGAGAUACCCAGUACGAUAAUGUUUCUUUACUUUUCAACACGACAGAGAAAGACAACUUCCAUGCUGUUACUCUUCAUGGUCUUUUAGACGAAAAAAGCAGUGAUAAUUAUAAGAAUGAAACAACAACGACAACGGUAACGUCUGACGAGAGUCCUUUGUCGUCGCCUUCUUUGACGUACGGGUAUAGUUGUGAAGAUCAUGCAAGGCUGUCGCUUGUACGGUCGGCUAUGAAAGGGAGGAAGGAGAGAGAUGAGAGUGAAGAGAAGUGGGUGGUUUAUUCUGAGGUUGUAGAGGAGGUGAGUAGCUGUGGCGCCGGCGGUGGUGGCGGUAGUGGCUGUGGAGACGGUGGUGCAUGGUGUCGUAAGAAGAAGAUGAAAAAGUUGUUGGCUUUGAAGCUUGAUUAUGACGAGAUCAUGAAUGCUUGGUCUGAUAAGGGCCCACUUUACAUUGAAGGAGACUCCCCACAGACUGUACCUGAUUUGCUUCAUCCUUCUACACAUGUGCUAAUGGAUGGUGUUUCCCAUUUGUGGAUGGUCCCCGAAAUGGUUAGUAACAAUGCUAGUAGCUUCAAGAUUAAGGAAGAAUUUGAUGGGAAAGAGGAUUGGAAAAGGGGGCAUAGAGAAGCGAGUGUGUUGAGAUACAAGGAGAAGAGGCAAAAUAGGCUCUUCUCUAAGCGUAUUCGGUAUGAAGUCAGAAAGCUCAAUGCUGAGAAACGCCCCAGGUUGAAGGGUCGAUUUGUGAAGAGAGCUUGAGAUCUGAAAACAAUCCUGGAGAUGAUCUUGCUUCUUGGAUGUUGGAACAGUUGUGGCCUUGGAUUGUUCAUGUUAGCCUCUCUCCUUUUAGCUUCCACGUGUGCAUUUUAUGUAGAAUGGACAUUAUGCUAUUCUUUGGAACACAAAUGAAAAUUAAAAAAAAAGAAGAAGACAUAAUCCAAGGAAUGAGAGUUUGCAUAACUCUUUGGAAUACAAAAAAGAGGGAGGAAAAAUAAAAAGUGAAGCAGUUGUAGGAAGCUUUACUGAAGUGUUAAGGAAUGUUGUUUUUCUCUAUAGGGGAGACUUAAACCUUUGAAAUUUGGGUUUUCAACUAGAAAAUCACAAGUUCAGAUGGAAUAGAGAGGAGGGCUUUUGUUUUUAAGAUGAAAAAGGGUUAUACUUUGUAGUCGAAAGCAUAAUGAGCUUUUUUUUAUCUGUACAAAUAAAAAGUAAAGAAAAAAAAAUAAAUGAUGGAUUUGAGUUCAAGAUCAAAUCAC
Molecule: messenger RNA, 1507 nt
Organism: Durio zibethinus
Lineage: Eukaryota; Viridiplantae; Streptophyta; Magnoliopsida; Malvales; Malvaceae
Biological process (GO): regulation of DNA-templated transcription
Cellular component (GO): nucleus
Molecular function (GO): protein binding
Source: RefSeq, a predicted model, not a curated record